Messenger RNA from Rhopalosiphum padi (bird cherry-oat aphid), 1572 nucleotides. Its product is annotated as delta(3,5)-Delta(2,4)-dienoyl-CoA isomerase, mitochondrial. Bases 404 to 1234 code for a protein of 276 amino acids. The record is from RefSeq and is a predicted model, not a curated record. Lineage: Eukaryota; Metazoa; Arthropoda; Insecta; Hemiptera; Aphididae. The transcript has 9 exons. Gene Ontology annotation, cellular component: mitochondrion. Gene Ontology annotation, molecular function: delta(3,5)-delta(2,4)-dienoyl-CoA isomerase activity.
UAUUUGUCCUACAGUAGUUGUUGUACUGAUUUGCAGUAUUCGCUAAUCAUUGUAUCGCACUAUCGUCUAUCAUCUGUGUCCACUGUACUGUGAGCAAAGUGAAAGUUUGAUAUUGGAUACAUAUUACAUGUUAAUUGUUAAUAUGUGAUAUUUAUUACUAAACACAAUACAAUAUCGUACACUUAAUUGUUAUUAAUAUUGAUUUCGACGUUCAAAUUAGUAAUAUUGCAAUUUUAAUUUCAUAUUAUUAGUUAUCGCUUAUCAUCAUUGCAAUAUAAUACAUUACGAUUAUUUAACAAAAUCGUCUAGUCUCUUGUAUUGCGUUAAAUAAAAAAUAAAUAAAAGAAUCUCUAGUUUUCAAAAAGGAGUUUUAUUUUUCCGAAAUAUAUCAAAAAUUAGUGCAAUGUCUCAAUAUCAUACACUAAAAAUUGAAAAUCCUAAAGAAUUUGUUUAUAGUGUCCAAUUAAAUAGACCAGAUAAGGCUAAUGCAAUGAACAAAACGAUGUGGUUGGAAAUAGGAAAAUGUUUUAAUGAACUAAAUGAGAAUACAGACUGUCGAGUAAUUGUUCUUUCAGCAAAUGGAAAAUAUUUCACUUCAGGAAUCGAUUUAUUUGACAUUAUGAAUCUUGGCCAAGAAGUUGCAAAUCACGAUGACAUUGCAAGAAAAUCAAAAGUUUUACGGUGUUUUAUUAAAACUUAUCAAGAUUGUCUUACCGCUCUUGAAAAAUGUGAUAAGCCUGUGUUGACUGCUAUUCAUAAUGGAUGUAUUGGUGGUGGAGUUGAUCUAGUUUCAGCAGCAGAUAUACGAUAUUGUACAGAAGAUGCAUGGUUUCAACUUAAAGAAACCGAAAUUGGAAUGGCAGCAGAUGUUGGUACACUGCAGAGGAUGCCAAAAAUUAUUGGAAGUAUGAGUACAUUCAAUGAACUAGCAUUUACUGCUCGCAAAUUUCAUUCUUCGGAAGCCAAAAAUAUUGGUUUUGUGACUCAAGUUUAUGACACCAAAGAAAGUAUGUUAGAAAAUGUUAUGAACAUUGCUACGGACAUAGCCAGCAAAAGUCCUGUAGGAGUCCAAAUGACUAAAAGAAGCAUAAUAUAUUCACGAGAUCAUACUGUUCAAGAAGGAUUGGAUCACAUUGGAGACUGGAAUCAAAUAUUACUACAAAGUGAAGAUUUCAUCAAAGCGUCAAUGGCUGUUGCAACAAAGGAUAAAAAACCAACAUUUUCAAAACUAUAAUUUAAUUUAAUUAUUACCACUAAAUUUAGUAAACUUAUUUUUAAAUGUAAUUUUCGACAUAAAUCAAUAAUAAUUGCUCUCAAUAAAAAUUGUAUCUCUAAAGUAUAUUUAAAAUUGACAACAACCAGUAGGCACCAUCCAAAUGUAAUUUGAUUUAAAAUAUUUUUAUUUUAUAUUGUUGGUUACUUUCAAAAGAGACAAUAACACCUAAUUUUUGUAAAAUAUUACUAAAGUAAAUUGUAUUAUUAAAGCUAGUGUUAUUAGUUAUUACACAAAUACUUUACAAAAUAUGAUUUGUUACAAAUUUUAAAUAUAUAUUCAUAUAUGUUCGUAAAUUA